AUUGCCACAUUAGCCUAGUAUUAACCAGUUUAAAACCGAUGACACAAUGCUGCGAAGGAAACGUUCCUGCUUACCGUCGCUUUGUUGCUGCCACCGGAGAAUUUAAGCCAUCGUUUGUUGGUGUUGCGCUUGCUGCUGCUGCAUCAGCUGCAUAAUUUGAAUGAGCAGAGCUCGGUGCUAACUUGGUCUUGUGCUUCGUGAGAAGGCUGUCCGGGGAGGAAACUGGAACGUAAAGCAACCUCCAAGAGCGUAGGCUUGGACUUGGCUGGAUCAAGGCAAUAUUAAUGACACUAUGUUGCUGGUGACGUUUCAUUUGUAGUUCAAUAAUGUAGAUGUAGAUAUUCUACCAUGGCGACCGGAGUCUGCAUAACCUGCAUCAAGUCCAUCGGAUCGGAUGAACCAUCGCUCACGAUUAGCGCCAGCCAAGAUGUGCAGAAUGCCCUGAGCAAACAUUUUUGGUUCGGUGAAGAUCAAUGCCUCAGAAGUUUUAUUUGUCAGCAAUGUUGGCAUAAAAUUGACGAGUUCAACCGAUUCUACUGUGAGGUCGAACAGCUACACGCCCAACAGACGUACCCUCCGAUACAUCUGCUGGAGAUAAAGCAGGAAGUAAGCCUACAUCAGUUCAUUCCGGAGCUGGAGGAACCCGAUCAACUGGAUACCGGUGAAAUCAAAGGUGAAGCCGUGAAUGAGAAAAUACCCGACGAUCAGAGUGACGAAAACGACGAUGAUGGCGAAGGGGACUCCGCCAAAAACAUCUCUUCAGAUGACGAUGAUCAUGAUUCUGAUUUCAAAACUAAACAUCAGAAGUUGGAAAAAGUCGACGUGGACCAGAUUCAACAGUUCAUAACGGCAAAUAUCAAACUGGAAUGUACCGUUUGUUCGGAGAAGAGCGGAACGUUCGAAGAUCUUCAAAGGCAUUCCAUGAUGCAACACGAAACGCGGGCUCGUGUGUUUUGUUGUGAGCAAAAGUUCAUCAACGGCUACCGACUGAAUGGACAUGUUCAGUUUCAUCUGAAUCCAGAUUCCUUCAAAUGUUCACACUGUUCAAAACAGUGUCCCAACAAAGAAGCAUUGAGAAGGCACAAACAAAAGGUCCACACACCGGAGGAAGAGAAGAAGUAUCAUUGUAAGGUUUGCCCGAGAAAGUUUACGGCUCGGAAUGCACUGUCACUACACGUAAAGAAUCACGCAGAAACGGAUCCAAACGACGACGGUCAACCAAGAAAGAGUCACCGUGCGAACCGAACCAAACGGGUUAUGGAUAAUGAGAAGAUGAUUGCCGAAAAUGUUAGCCUGGAAUGCGAUUCGUGUCAGAAGAAGUUCGAUACGUUCGUAAUCCUGCAAAAGCACUCGAUGGCAGAGCAUAAGAAGCUCUCGUACGUAUUAUGCUGCGGUAAGAAGUUCAACAUGAAGCCACGUCUCGUCGACCAUGUGCGUUUCCAUCUGGAUCCGACCACGUUUCAGUGUAAGGUCUGUUUCAAGAAUCUCCCGCACACUGAAUCGUUGAAGAGACACAUGGACCGGAACCACACGUCGGCGGAGGCAAAAACGCUCAAAUGCAGCAUGUGUCCGAAGAUGUUUUCGCACAAGCAAUUACUAAACACUCACGAACGGUAUCACAACCGAAGCUGGCACUGCGAGAUCUGCGACAGGCGGUUCAUAUGUGAGGCUGUAUUGAAGCAACAUCAUCGCUCGGUUCACACCAAGGAGCUAAACUACGUGUGCCACAUAUGUGCCAAGACGUUCCACGUCUACUCGUCCUAUCGAUCCCAUCUGCAAUCGCAUGACGAGCGGGUGAAACCACAAAGGCGCCCGGUACAAUGCCCAGUAUGUGGGGCCAUGACACCCGAGCUGUCCCACCACAUGCGUUUGCAUUCCGGGACGAAAACGUGCGAACUCUGCGCUAAGGUGUGCAAGAACGUGAUGGCCUAUCAGUACCACAUGCGGCAGCACGAGACCGGGGAUUUCGUUUGCUCGGUUUGCGGAAAAGGAUUCAAAAGGGAUAUCACGUUGAAGGAACACAUGGCAUCGCAUACGGGCGAGGUACUGUAUAGUUGCGACUUCUGUGAGCGGACUUUCAACUCGAAUGCCAACCGGGCGGCCCAUCGGAAGAAGAUGCAUCCCCAACAGUGGCUCGAGGACAAGCUGAAGAAGAAAGCCGCUAGGCAGCAAGCUCCGGUGGGUGUGACGGGACAGGCGGAGUGAGGAUAUGGAUGCAGUGUUUACAAAAAUGACACGGACUCCAGUCGGGACUACACAUUGGAUGCAGCCGUCUCCAAGGAUGCCUGCAACGGACGAGCUCCGUUGCUACACGAUCCUACCAUCUUCGGCGGAAG
This is a messenger RNA of Ochlerotatus camptorhynchus, 2336 nucleotides long. Its product is annotated as transcription factor grauzone-like. NCBI's taxonomy places the organism in Eukaryota, Metazoa, Arthropoda, Insecta, Diptera, Culicidae. Gene Ontology annotation, molecular function: RNA polymerase II cis-regulatory region sequence-specific DNA binding; DNA-binding transcription factor activity, RNA polymerase II-specific; zinc ion binding. Gene Ontology annotation, cellular component: nucleus. Gene Ontology annotation, biological process: regulation of transcription by RNA polymerase II. The record is from RefSeq and is a predicted model, not a curated record. The transcript is spliced from 5 exons. Bases 349 to 2205 code for a protein of 618 amino acids.